Molecule: messenger RNA, 6735 nt
Organism: Lethenteron reissneri (Far Eastern brook lamprey)
Lineage: Eukaryota; Metazoa; Chordata; Hyperoartia; Petromyzontiformes; Petromyzontidae
Cellular component (GO): cytoplasm
Molecular function (GO): ubiquitin binding
Source: RefSeq, a predicted model, not a curated record
UGCGCGGCGCUGUCACUUCGCCUGUGGCUGUCGGCUUGAGCGGUGUGGUGGGGUGGUGUGUCGUGGUGUGGUGAGACGGUGUGGUGUGGUGUGUCGUGGUGUGGUGUGGCGUGACUUGACACCCCGCGCAGCACGGGAGGGGAGAUAAGCCACCUUGUGCGUUCGCCUGCGAGUUUCGCCGACAAAGACGAAUCGAGAGUCUAGAAGACGAUUCACCUUUGCGGUGCUCGCACGCGAGCGACGUCUCGAGGAGGAGGGGAGGGGGUGGAGAUGAGUUCCUCAAGCUGACAGGCAGCAAGACGCCGGCGAGAGGGAGUGAGAAGGUAGAGGAAGACGUUCAUGCCGAGGGGACCUAGGGCACGCACCUGCCUGGCUCGACCGCGUCGCGCUGCAUCGCCAUGGCCAAGAGAGGCUCUCGUCAAGAUUCGUCCCUGUUGUACCUUGACAUGAAAAUUGCAGAGCCCAAACCCCAGGAAAAUGUGAAGCAAAAGAUCGAUGCUGUCCGUGCAAUAUUUCCCAACCGGAGUAAGAAUGAAGUUGUUCUGGUGCUGCAGCACUUCGAUUACAGUGUGGACAACGCCGUGCAUGCCUUUCUCGAAGGAAAUGUUUCAGGAAUUCUGGGUGCCUGGAAUAUGACAAAAAAGAAGACUCCAAAAAAGAAAAAAAUCAAAGCUCAAGACGACAUUGAGGUGCAGAAUCCUGAAAGGGCUGAGGAAAAAGUGCCGUCUCGUGCUUCUGCCACGGAGCCUGAGGCAUGUGCAACCGAGGCAGCCAGCGAAACUUGCUCGGGUGUUAGCGAACACAGCAGCGUUCUUGACUGUGACGGCGCCUUGAAAGACGGGUUUCUGCAAGACGCGUCGCUUUCAAGUGAAAGGAGGAGUGGAACAAAUGUCGAUUCUAGACAUUCGUCCUUUUGCUCGGAAAGAAGCCACGUGGAGAGUGGUUUCCUGGAGAAUGGUUCUGAUCAGCAGCCAGCGAGCCAACCAUUCAACUCUGAACCUCUCUCUCCAGGUGCGAAGAAAAUUCAUUUUCAGGAGCAAGUUUAUUAUGGUUUACCGCAGGAAUGUUCCAAAAGUCCCACGGGCCGACCUGAAAAUGCUUUUGACAUUAGUAACAGUCGUGGAGUAGUGUCAACGCAUCGUUUAAUGUGUUCAUCCACUUCUUCAGACAGCCUGUCUGGUGCCUCUCCACAGCGUGGGACUGCGAAUCGCCAAACUGAAAUAAGUUUUACACAUCAUGAUGACAGGGAAACUACUUGCUUGUCUUUUAACAGCAACUUAAGUGCAAUAAGCAAGCAUAGUAGCAGCAAAGUACCAAUUGACAAGUGUAGUAACUCUGAUGCAACAAAGAAGACCAGCAAUUUAGUCGAGAAUCAUCAUAACUGUCACAUCUCAGGGCCUGAGUCUAACAUUGGCGGUAUACCACCAGUUGCCAAUGUGGGAUCACAAGGGCAGCAAAAAAGAAAUUCAGCUCAUAAAGAGCAAAUAGAUAUCCAAGUGGGUGUAGGCAACACAGGAACCAUCACGUCCCUAGCAGCAGAUACCAGUGGCGGAGUUCUAAAAACCACAGUUAAUCUUGACAAACAUUCCGCUGCUCCAAGUGCAUGCAGGGAGCAGCCUGGCAGUAUUGGCACAACCAUAACAUGGGAGGACCAAACUAAAGGGAGAGACGGCAACCCAAAUGCUAUUUUGGGAAGGGGAAUUGGUGUUGUCAGUGACACAGAGAGGAAUGGUAACUCACCUGCCAUGCCUUCCGCUUCAUCAGUUGUCCUUGACAAUACGCCUCACGUUGCCGGCACGGUCCACGUGUUUGGCCCGGCAGACAUUUAUAGCAGAAGGGAGAAGAUGUUAUUGAAGCGCAGCAUUAGUUUGGGUACACAGAGUCAGGAGAAUGGUAAUGGAGCGGUUGGAACAAAAGUCCAGUUGGACAGGAGGAGAAGCAACCCAGCGAAGGUCGAACACAACUCGCAAGUAUUUGACGUAAAUUAUGGCUUGGAGAAGAAAGCGACUGCUAUGAGCCUUGGGGACAUCGGUCUGAACUGCACAGAAACGCCGAUCCAGAACAACAGAGACCCUGAUAGUGCAGAACAGUCAGGUGCAGCUAUAGCUGCAGAUGCAUCUGACCAGGGUAGAAGGGACAGUCAGACUGGUAGAAGGGAUAGCCACUCUGUUAAUGGAGAUAGCCAGCCUGCUAGGGACAGUCAAAAUAUCAGAAGAGAUAGCCAGCCUACUAAAAGUGACACUUCAUCUCUCAGAAGAGACGGUCAAACUGCUAUGCAGGAGAGCGAAUCUGGUCAUCAGGAUAGCUGUCCUACUGACCGGAGGGACAGCCAGCCGAACAGAAGGAACAGUCAGUCUUCUAGAAGCGAUAGCCAACCUUCCAGAAGAGACAGCCAGUCUGCUGAUAAAGACAGCCAAUCUGGGAGGCGAGACAGCCAGCCUAUCAGAAGAGACAGCCAGUCUGCUGAUAAAGACAGCCAAUCUGCGAGGCGGGACAGCCAGCCUAUCAGAAGGGACAGCAAGUCUGCUGAUAAAGACAGCCAAUCUGCGAGGCGGGACAGCCAGCCAAUCAGAAGAGACAGCCAGUCUGCUGAUAAAGACAGCCAAUCUGCGAGGCGGGACAGCCAGCCUAUCAGAAGGGACAGCCAGUCUGCUGAUAAAGACAGCCAAUCUGCGAGGCGAGACAGCCAGCCUAUCAGAAGGGGCAGCCAGUCUGCUGAUAAAGACAGCCAAUCUGCGAGGCGGGACAGCCAGCCUAUCAGAAGGGACAGCCAGUCUUCCAGACGGGACAGCUCAACUGCUAAACAGGAUGGCCAAGGGGACAAUGCGGAGAGCGACGUCUUCAGGAGAGACGACCAAUCCGAGAGGAGGGACAGCAGCCAGUCUGACAGGAGAAACAGUGCAACUCAGAGGAAGGACAGCAACGCAGACAGAACGGACAGCAAUACGGGAAGAAAAGGUAGUCUUCCUGGCCGAAAAAACAGCAACUCUGGGCGUAGGGACAGCGGUUCCAACAGCAGAAGAGACAGCAACCCAGAUCAAAAGGAUGGCAAAGGUGGGAGGAGAGACAGCGGCGGAUCCAGCAGAAAAGAGAACCGCAGAAGGCCAGGUGGGAACGUAGAAAAAUCAGUCAAGGAUCUUCAAAGAUGUGUGGUAUCAUUAAACAGAUACCAAACAUUACUCAAGGAAGAAGCAGAAGGUUCCACCAAAAAUUUAAAGGCAGCAUUUUCUGAAAUGACUGAUUGGCUCAUGGACCGGGAGGUGAGCAUCUUCACAGAGCUUGAUCAAGUUAAGCACGAAGCAAUGAGCAUCCUGAAUGCAAGGCAAAGGAAAGCAACUGAGCUGAAAAAGCUAUGUGACAAGAACAAUGCGGCCCAGAUGUCUGAUGCAUAUCUCACAGAUCUGAGGGCUGAGAUCAAGAAAUUUGUAAGUGAGCGUAAAUAUGAUGAGGAGCUUGGCAAGACGGCACACUUCAUGUGGGACAGACAAGCCGUCAAGAAAAUGAUUGACACCUUUGGAAACAUCACCCAUCCAAAGUUUGGACACGCGACGCCUGUCUCCUUACCAGUGGAUACCCUGCUCGAGGCCAGCACUGUCCACCAAUCUUCAUGCACUACCCCAUCCCAAAGCCAUCCCCUUUCAGCUCAAACUGCUACUCAGGUGGCGACGCUAACUCACAAUAGUCCCCAUCCAGUUCAACAAAGUCCUUCAGCUGCUGCCCAGUGCAGUCCUCCUACUGCUCCUCCUGUUCAACUCGGUCCUGUCUCCAUCACGCAAGGCAACCCCGUGGCUGCUUGUCAAGGAAUUCCUGUUGCCAAUUCUCAAGUCACGUUGGGGCCGAUUAAAAAAAUCUCUGAAGCUAAUUCUGAACAAAGUAACGUAGCUGCUACUCAACACAGGCCUGUACCUGUUAAUCAAAGCUCUCUGAGCAAUGCACAACAAAGUAGUGUAGCUACGACUCCAUACAGGUCUGCACCGGUUAAUCAAAGCUCUGUGGCCUAUGCUCAACAAAGUAAUGUAGCUACGACUCCAUACAGGUCUGCACCGGUUAAUCAAAGCUCUGUGGCCUAUGCUCAACAAAGUAACGCAGCUGCUACUGAACACAAGUCUGCAGGUAUUGAUCAACCCAAGUCUGCACUUGUUCAAGAAAGCCUAAUGGCCACUACUCCACACAGAACUACACCAUCUACUCCACACAGCACUACAUCUACUACUCCAUACAGCACUACAUCUACUACUCCACACAGUACUACACCUACUACUCAACACAGCGUGACAGCUGCUACUGAACUCAGUGCUACAGCUACUAUUCAGCGCAACACUCAAGUUGCUAUGCAACACUGCACUGCAGCUGCUGCUCAGCACAGCACAACAGCUACUACUCAACAGAGCCUUGUAACAAACAAACACAACACGGAGCAUGCAAAACAGCAGAUGUCGAUCACAAUGGCUGGUGAAAAAAGCAAGCUUGUUGGUGCCACACAGAAAUGCUGCAUAACUCCUGCUCACAGUAAGUCCAUGACCGUGGCAUCGGUUGAAAAGGAUGCACCACAAAUGAGCGUUGCAGCACCUGUCGAGAACAAAACUCUUCUUGCAACGCCUUCUGAAAGCAGUCUCGCCAUUACUCCUGCGAGAAGCUCUAUUGCUGUUGGGAGCAGUCCAACAACUGCUAAUGUCAGUCCUGCGACGACUGGGCACAAAAGUUCCGUGACUGUUGCCCAGGCGGGCUCUCAGACUAUAAUUUCAGCUCAGAAUGGUCCACUUGCUGGUACGCAGAAGUGCUCGCACAGCGGGAGUGCGACGUCGAAUGCAUCCCAGGCUGCCACGAUGGUCUACACUACCCCAGCAAAGGUGAGCCUGGCUGCGGUUGGUGUGGCUCGACUCACGCAUCGCACUGGACCCAUACUCGGCUACAGAUCUGGCUCGGCCACCAGGGAGGGCAUGAUGAGCCAUCAGCACAAUGGAAUGCCAAUGCUAGCCAAGAAAUCUCCAGUCUCCAAAACUGCACCCUUCAGUGUUCCAAUCACAACACUCAUGGCCAGUCCACCUUGUGUUUCUCAAUCCACAACCUGCACCAUUGCCCAUCCUUCCAGUUCCAGUGAAGCCAACAAUAAGCCUCGUAGAACUGGACCCAUCAAGCCCAAAAAGCCAAGUUUGGAUGAUACGGCGACAGUGCCUUCUGGCCAGGCAUUGCAGAGUCCUGAGAAAAGUGCUUCUACGGAGAAAGAUUGUCUUCUGCCCGUGACAGCUCUGCCACAGCGAGAAAGUAGACGAUCAAGAGACACUCCGAAGUCGCCUGUUUAAAGGCCCAUCAUUGUCUUGCCCUGGUGUGUGGGCUGCAUGCACAGGGACAUGCCUGAGUGUCUUGCUGUGAGCUGAUUGGAAGCCUAAAUGUAGCCUUUUCAUGAAGCAAUCUGCGAACACUUUUCCGCCUGUUUUGGGCUAGGGCAUUUUAUUUAGAGAUCAUAAAAAAUCAUGAACAUAUUUUACAGUUUUUUUGGGAGCGACUGAUUUAAAAUCAAUCGCCUAUUUAAGAUAAUGCUUGAGGCACUUCACAUAAACUGCAUAAAUUAUUAUGCGUCUCACCAUUGUUAAUAAAAAAUUAUAUUCAACAAUGUGAAAGUAUAUGGGUCGUAUGAAAUUGUAAUUUUAAAUGUGUGAUUUCAUCUGCAUUGUAUUGUAUCUAAAGACAUGUUUACGAAAUAAAUAAUAUGUUAAAUAUAUGUUAACUGCUGUACAAACAUUGUUAACAAUGUAACCAUUGUACAGUAUUGCCAAAUUUGAAGAUAUAUUAUUGUGGUAGCCACGAUUAUAGACGUCUGUUUUCCAAAGAUCCAGGGGUCGAGUAGAAACAAUUAAAAGUCGUACUUUAACAUUUUGUUCUGGAAUGUGCCUUUGUACAAAGACGUGUAUGCUGCAUUUUAAUGACCAAUUGUAAAGAUGAUCACGUAUUUGAAAUGUUUUAAAUUUGUACUCAAGGAAGGUGAUAUUCUGGUUCGAUUAAAAUAGUUUGUGAUGAUGUUUACUUUCACUAUGAUAACGAGGUGUUGAAAUAUGGGUAAAUGAAACUGCUUCUGUGCGAACGCAUUUGUAUUGUGGGAUUACGGUUGAUCUAUUUUUAUUUUUUAAAAACCCUAUUAAAUCAGAGAUGGAGAGUGUAUGAAAAGGCUGUGUGAGGUGAGCUACCACGUGAUCCUACACUCUACCUUGAGACGUCACUGAAGCGAUAAGUUGCUGACUGUAACAUUGUUAAGAUCAAAAUGAUAGACACGUUUAUUUGCCAUUUAAAGACGAAAGUGCGUGUUUGAAUUGCACAGUUUUUUUAAUGGCUAAACAUUUUGAGAUGUUACAGGAAGUUAAAUGUAUGUGGUCAAAUGAUGAAUUAAAGAAGUACACAUCUAAAAGCACUGAAUUCAUGUUUGGCACCUCGACACCCGAGGCGUGCGUUAGCACUGCUACACAGUGCAUCAUUAAAACAACCCACGUGAUCAGAGGCAGCUCUGUGCACUUGCAUAACACUGUGCCGUCGGCACACGAUGUUGCAUUAAGAGGUACACGUCCCCAUCUAUGCACAACAAAUUAAUUCCCUUGAGGUGCUUUGCCGAUGACCAAAUCAUCCUGAAUGAGAUCGAUAUUAUCACAUAUCGUAAGCUAAGCAGUGAUGAGCCCGGCUAGUGUUUGGAUGGGAGACUGCCUCGGAAUGCCAAGGCGUUUGAAUAAAAAUCUAUACAUUAAA